Messenger RNA from Closterium sp. NIES-65, 576 nucleotides. The record is from the annotation of a GenBank genome assembly. NCBI's taxonomy places the organism in Eukaryota, Viridiplantae, Streptophyta, Zygnematophyceae, Desmidiales, Closteriaceae.
AUGUGCACUCACCAUGCUAGGGUGCGCGUGGGUGUGGGACUGCAGCAGCAGCUGCUGAGCAAUCACUGCAUAUUUCUUGACUCACCAUUUGCGUGUGUGACUGUGACUGCAGCUGCAGCAGCUGGGAGCGCAGCUGUUCGUUCUCUUCCUUCAACUGUGCCACCUCCGCCUCUAACUCUACUGUAUACGCCUGAGGUGGGGAGGGGGAGGGCAUGGGAAGAGGAUUAUGUGGUUAAGCUCCUGGGCACCCUUCAGGCUCCACUGUGUACGCCUGAGGGGGGGGGGGGGGGAGAGGAGAGGGGAAGGGCUGGGUGCGCAGCUGCUCGUUCUUUUCCUUCAGCUGCGCCACUUCUGCCUCCAGCUCCACUGUAUACGCCUGGAGGGUUGGAAAGAGAGGGGAAGGGGGGCGCGCAGCUGCGCCACCUCCGCCCCCGGCUCUACAGUGUACGCCUUAGGGGGAAAGGGCAGGGGGGUGUGUGGCAUGGGAAGGGCAGCACGUGGUUAGACUUGAACGUGUGUAUGCCUGGGUUGGGGAGAGAGGGGUGCACCAGAGGGGGGGGCGGAGCACAGGAAGCG